UGUAUCAUAGUCUCUGUAAUCUGUGAUGUACUCUUUGCAUACUAGGUAUUUAUUUUAUUUCGUUUAGGUUAUGUUAUGCUACUCAUAAAAUUACUUUCUUCUUAAAUUCAAACAGGAUUAUUGGUAUAAUGGCGACAAAUUACGCAAAAUAUUCUCAAUUAAUAAAUGCAUCUACAAAUUACGCUCGGCGCAUGAAGCGACUUUCUAACAGAAUCUUCGGGGAAGUGGCGAUUCCAACUAACCCUAAGUCUAUGAAGGUAGUGAAGAUAUUCUCCGAGAGGCCAUUGCAUACCAACGAGGAGAUCAUCCAUUACUACCCGAAACAUGUCGAGACCCAUGCCUUGAUACUUAAACUGCGGGACUAUGGUUUGUUCCGUGAUGAGCACCAGGACUUUAAAGAUGAAAUGAAGAGGCUCCGAGAGUUGAGAGGAAAAGUUAAAGUAUGGAAACGGCACUUGGAAGAGAAAAAGGAAUAGAUUGUUAUUUUUAGAUUAGUGUUCUAUUAGUAGAUAUUGUAAAUAAAUUAUUAAAUUAAGGUUUAA
Galleria mellonella (greater wax moth) is the source of this 542-nucleotide messenger RNA. RefSeq names its product 28S ribosomal protein S33, mitochondrial (gene mRpS33). The record is from RefSeq and is a predicted model, not a curated record. The coding region runs from base 129 to 476 and encodes 115 amino acids. NCBI's taxonomy places the organism in Eukaryota, Metazoa, Arthropoda, Insecta, Lepidoptera, Pyralidae. The transcript has a single exon. Gene Ontology annotation, cellular component: mitochondrion.